UUUGGUUAAUUAUUGUGCUUAGAAGACAAGAUUUUGAGUAUUUGGGAGGUUUUUCUUUGUAUUUUUUGUUUUCUUGAAAUAUAUAACUUCAGAUUCUUCUCAAUAAAGCUGUAUGUUUGAUUGAGCAAAUUCCAAAAUCCUUCUUUUAAAUUCGACCCAGCAAAUUGAAUUCCUCUGUAUCGGCCAAAUUUUGAGUUUGCUCGAUUAUUUAAUGCAAGACAGGGACAAUUUAGGAAAAGGAGAUAGAUUUACAUCCUCUGGUUCAAGUGAUGCCAGAGAUCAGAGAGUACAAUGGCAAACCACUGUCUUAUGUAACCGGCGGCGAAGAGGAAGAGCUAGGCUGCAAGCUCUUCAAGAAGUACGAGCUGGGAAAGCUCCUGGGUUAUGGCGCCUUCGCCAAGGUGUACCACGCGCGGGACUUACGCACUGGCGAGAGCGUGGCCAUUAAGGUAAUGAGCAAGCAGAGGAUCCUCAAAAAGAACCUCACCGCACACAUUAAGAGGGAGAUUUCUAUAUUGCGCCAGCUGCGCCACCCCCAUAUCGUGCGCCUCCAUGAGGUCAUGGCCACCAAGACCAAAAUCUACUUCGUCCUAGAAUUCGCCAAGGGCGGUGAAUUGUUCGGGAAAAUCGCGAAAGGCCGAUUCAGCGAGAACCUCAGCCGCAAAUAUUUCCAGCAGUUAAUAUCAGCCGUGGAGUACUGCCACUCCCGCGGCGUUUUUCACCGCGAUUUGAAGCCGGAAAACCUAUUACUUGACGAUGACUGGGAACUCAAAAUCACGGAUUUCGGACUAUCCGCUGUAUCGGAACAGAUCCAACCCGACGGCCUCCUCCACACACUCUGCGGAACCCCCGCCUACGUGGCGCCGGAAAUACUCGCAAAGAAGGGCUACGACGGCGCAAAAGUCGACAUCUGGUCAUGCGGAAUCAUACUGUAUGUAUUAAAUGCGGGUUACUUGCCAUUCAACGACCCGAAUUUGAUGGUGAUGUAUAGGAAAAUCUGCAAAGGACAAUUCCGGUGCCCCAAAUGGACAUCUCCGGAGCUAAAGCGGUUCUUAACCCGUAUCCUGGACCCGAACCCGAACACCCGCAUUACCAUUCAAGAAAUGAUCAAUGACCCGUGGUUCAGAAACGGGUACGAGGAGAUUAAAUACCCAACCGACAAUGAAUUUGAAUUCAAGAAUUCCAGCGAAGGGGAGGAGAAGGGUUUUCUGAAUGCCUUUGAUAUAAUCUCAUUUUCUUCCCGUCUCGAUCUGUCCAGUUUGUUCAGUAACAAAGGGAAUCGAAUUGAUGGUGAAACGUUUAUCUCAAAAGAGCCACCCGAGAGAAUAAUUGAGAAAAUUGAGGCGGUGGCGAAAGAGGAAGAACUGGUAGUGGCAAAGAAGGGAUUAGGCGUGAGACUGCAGGGGCAAAAUGGGAAUUUUAUGGUGGUUGUUGAGAUUAACCGGUUAACGGAAGAGCUGGUGGUGGUGGAGAUGAAAAGCCGUGGAUUUGGACGUGAUAUAUGGAUAAAGAAAUUCAAGCCACUACUCAAUUCUUCACCGGGACACGUAGCCGGUGACUGAAAAGUGAUUGCAAUUUCACGUGGGAACAAAGGACAGCAAUUGUGCCAUAUUUUUAAACAAUUGACCGCUUUUUUGUAGUGUUACAUUUUAUCUUUGUCCGUUGUUAAGAAAAUCGUACAUGGUACAAUUAUAACUUUAUAAGAAUCUCUGACAAAGAUUAGGGAAACAAUUUUCCCGUCAAAAAACUAUUUGCCCGGUUUGUUUUUCA
This is a messenger RNA of Olea europaea var. sylvestris, 1770 nucleotides long. RefSeq names its product CBL-interacting serine/threonine-protein kinase 14-like. The transcript has a single exon. Lineage: Eukaryota; Viridiplantae; Streptophyta; Magnoliopsida; Lamiales; Oleaceae. The record is from RefSeq and is a predicted model, not a curated record. The coding region runs from base 270 to 1562 and encodes 430 amino acids. Gene Ontology annotation, biological process: protein phosphorylation; signal transduction. Gene Ontology annotation, molecular function: ATP binding; protein kinase activity.